AAAAUUAGAGUAAUUGUUGUAGGCGUGGUUUGCGUUUUAUUUCAAGAUGGCGGCUGCUGUUGGAGCAGUUGACGAGAUUAUCAGAGAAUACCUGCUAUACAGAGGCUUUGUGCAGACACUCAAGACCCUCGAGCAAGAAAAGAAAGACGACAAAGAGAAAGGACUCCGAGUAAACCGUAUUGUCGACUAUAUCCUAUCGUGCAUCAAUAAAUCAGAUUUCGGAGCCCUCCAAGCUUUCUGGAACCAUCUCUCAAAAAAGUUCUUUUCUCGUCUCAACCAAGACCUUGUCAACAAUGCCCACAAGUUGGAGAGCAUGCUACUCAGACUGUUUCUAAUUAACGCACACCGCAACGGAAAGAAUGAAGAAGUUAGAAUGUUUUUUGAGCGUAUCAGCGGAGUCCUCCAGGAUAGGAGGGACUGGAAGGAGUGGUUUGCUCUGCCCUUUACAAGAAAUCCAGAGCAGCAUCCUACGUUUAAGAUGUACUACAGUAAGGAGUGGUACGAUGCUUUUGUGGUCUCGCUCUACAAUUUCUUCAGUAUAAUGAUGGCUGGACUGCCACUGCCCACUUUGUUACAGUUUGAGACAGAGCAUCAUAAAAUACAGACACUAGUUACUGAGAAGAACUUACUCCACCGUCAACUAGCUACAACAAAGGAUGCUUUGAUGGAGGCUGAGGCGACAGUUCAAAGGCUCGAGGCCCGUUUGGCACAGAAUGUUGCUGCCAUGUCGGCAGAGAAUAAAAUUACUAAGUCUACAACAUCAAAAUCUGCAGUGGGUGGAGUAGAGGGUGCGGCUAAGAUAUCGCAGCUGCAGCGUCGUCGGGAACAGAAAGCAAAGUCACCCAUGUCCUAUGUCUCACCAGAGGAGUUAUCAACAGAUCAAAGAAGAGACAGUACUGAUGAUACUAAGGUUGUCUCUCCUUCACUCCUUCCCAAUGGAAGUACAGCAACAGGAAAUGCUGCAGGACUUCCAACUGGUGCCUAUACCAUUACUAGCAGCACUGUUAGUAAUAGUGACACUGAUACUGGGCCUAUUCGUAAAGUAAAAUCUACAGAAUCAAGUCCUUUUCUGAUCAUUGAUGAGCAAUCGUACAAGGACCACACUGCUCCGAUCUCUCACUGUCGGUUCUCUCCCAAUGGAGUCCAUGUAGCUAGUGUGGACGUUGAUAACGGAUUGAGAGUGUGGAUGCCGAAUAAACUUGAGACGAAAAGUUCGUCGAAAUACAAAAUGGAUUUAUUAUCACUGGAUUGGGUACACCAUGGCCUUGGAGCCUCUGAUGAUUUGUUGAUAUUAGGAUUUGGUAAAGGUCAAGUUAAGCUCUUUAACGCAUCAAAGUCCGACUCUCGCUGGGAAUUUGCUGUUGAUCGUAAUUACCCAAGGAUUCUAUCAGUUGCAUGUAGUUCAUCUUCGCCAACUUUUGCGGUCUCGGCUGCAGGUUGGCACUCACAGAAUCUCACUGGUACUAGUGGCAGUAAAGUGACAGCUGGACUGACCGCUCCUUCCCUUCCUUCUCAAAUGAAUAAAUCCAGUGAACUCAUGGUCAUGUCCUAUAAAUCACCUUUGAGUUAUGACACAGGACUGUUUGAUCCUACGCCUGGGGAGCUUUCCAUCUGGGAUAUCAAUCAACAGAAAAUACAAACUGUGUUACCACUAACACCAGCCAUUGCUGUAAACUGCAUGUCCUUCAAUCACAAUAGCAACCUCCUAGUAACUGGUGGAGUUGAUGGAAUGAUACGACUAUUUGAUGUUGUUCAAGGUGAGUGUCUGUGUGGUUGGACCGCUCAUCACGGUGAAGUACUAAACGUCCAGUUCAGCUCAGAUGAGACAUCAGUAUAUUCUCUUGGACAAGACAACAAUUUCUGUCAAUGGAGUACGCUACGUAGCACCGAAAAGAUAGCCCAGUUUGAUAUUCAUCAGAAUGCAUCUAGCCCAACAAGUGGGUGGGAUGGAGGGUAUUUCCCGACCACAGCCCCCGGGAGUCUCUUUGCUUUUGAAUCUGAUGAUAAAUAUGUAUUAACCUGCUCGCCCUCAGAGGGCAUUUUAUAUCAGAUGAACAGUACAGAUGGUUCAUUGAGUUACGUCCUAAGUUUAUCUGAUCAGUCUGGGCCCGUGACAUGUGUGGACUGGCUGCCUGAUAGACGAAGCUAUAGCACGUGUAUAACAGGUUCUGUGGAUUCCACAAUUAGAGUUGUCAACUUAUUGAAAACCGAAAUAUAAAACUGUCUUAUUAUUACUAUAUUAUUAUUAUUAUUAUAUGAUUCAAUGUGUGUUUGUGUGUCUGUGUCCUCUUUCAAAAAUUAAAAUGGAGAAUACUUAAGAUUGAGUAGUCACGAAAA
This is a messenger RNA of Amphimedon queenslandica, 2337 nucleotides long. Its product is annotated as WD repeat-containing protein 91-like. The record is from RefSeq and is a predicted model, not a curated record. NCBI's taxonomy places the organism in Eukaryota, Metazoa, Porifera, Demospongiae, Haplosclerida, Niphatidae. The transcript is spliced from 15 exons. The coding region runs from base 47 to 2218 and encodes 723 amino acids. Gene Ontology annotation, molecular function: phosphatidylinositol 3-kinase inhibitor activity; protein binding. Gene Ontology annotation, biological process: negative regulation of phosphatidylinositol 3-kinase/protein kinase B signal transduction; early endosome to late endosome transport. Gene Ontology annotation, cellular component: early endosome membrane; late endosome membrane.